GUCGGCAUUUUGUUCUGCCAGAGAGAGUGAGGGGGGAGAGUCUGAGUGGAUCCUUUUAUCACCGCGUCAAUAGUCUUUCAGUUUUUUUUCUCUCCCCCAACUAAAUAUUUCCUGAAAUCGGACGGAAAUUACAAUAAUCCUCAACCGGCGCCGGGAGCGUAAGCGGCGAGAACAGCGGGCGAGAGGAAUGUUUACGUCCCUCGAGUCUCGAUGUUUGCGGUGAGGAGGAAGAAGAGCGAACCCUCCCGACCCGGAUUAUUGUUGUUAUAUUACUCGCAGGAGCUGUAAGAGCGAACGGAGAGGGAGCUAGAGACACCCGGCCGAGGCGGUUGCUACCAUUUCUUUUUAACAUCAAGUCCUGAGCAGAAGGGAGAUGUGAAGGCUUGUCGGAGAGCGGCGACAUUGAGCAUCCUGUGCAUCGACACGACCCCCACCCCCCAUCUUCAGCAUGAAUGGGGAUAUGCCUCAUGUUCCCAUUACCACUCUUGCUGGGAUUGCUAGCCUCACUGACCUGUUGAACCAGCUGCCUCUGCCUUCCCCUCUCCCUGCCACCACCACUAAGAGCCUGCUGUACAAUGGGAGGAUCGCAGAGGAGGUCAACUGCCUGCUGGCCCGCCGGGACGACGCCCUGGUCUCCCAGCUGGCCCAUAGCCUCAGCCAGGUCUCCACCGAACACAUAGAGCUGAAGGACCACCUGGGCAGCGACGACCCGGAGGGCGACAUGCCGGUGCUGCUGCAGGCGGUGCUGUCCAGGAACCCCAACAUCUUCAGGGAGAAAAGUAUGCCCGCCCGAUCCGGGGUUCAGGGCGGCAUAAUGCAACAGCCAAUGAUGCCACCAUACAAGAUGCCUCAGAAUUCCAUGCAUGGAAGUCCAGCAUCCACAAACUACCAGCAAACCACUGUUACUCCCAGCCCUCCUAGCCGCUUCGUCCAGCCUCAGACGGGCUCUGGCGCCCGCUUCAUGCCCCAGCAGAACAGCCCCGUUCCCAGCCCCUACGCUCCGCAGAGCCCUGCAGGCUACAUGCAGUACCCCCACCCUCCCAGCUACCCUCAGCACCAACAAAUCCAGCAAGUGUCUGUGGCUAGUCCCAUGGUGCCUAGCAGCAUGAGGAACCUCCACGACAAUAAGGUGUCAGGCCAGAUGUCAAGUAACUCGGCCAACCACAACGCGCGGCAUUGCACCAACGAAGAGUACAUGAACAUCGUCCAGAGGCUGGGGAGUGAGGAAAGUGAUCCUUCCAUGAGGAACGCCUCCUUCCCUCUCCGAUCACCCCAAUCGGUGUGCUCUCCUGCAGGGAGCGAAGGUACACCGAAAGUUGGGUCGCGGCCACCUCUCAUUCUCCAGUCUCCGCCCCCGUAUACCUCACCGCGGGAGGCCGCUCCUGACAUUCUCAUGGACUCGCCGGACCGGAAAAAGAAGCAGAAGAAACUGAUAAAGGAGGAGGGUGACAAGGGGGCCAUGUACGACAUCGUCAGCUCCCCGUCCAAAGACUCCACCAAGCUCACGCUGAAGCUGUCUCGCGUCAAGUCGUCAGAGACCGACCAAUCCGCCGAGCUCAUGCCCGGCGUGGAGCAUGGCUCGGACGCCGAGAACGAGUUGCCCUGCAACAGCCUGCCUUACCCCCGGAACCCGCAGGAGCGCCUGGUCGCCGGCCAGUGCCUCCCCGGGGAGCAGUCCGGCUACCAGCAGGUCCCAGUCCUGCAGAACGCAGGGGCACUUGCGGGCAAGCCGCCCGGCGGGGUCAGUGGGACGCCGUACGACGAGGCCGAGAUGGACGCUCUAGCAGAGAUCGAGAGGAUAGAGCGGGAGUCGGCCAUCGAGCGGGAGCGUUGCUCCAAAGAAGUUCAGGAUAAAGACAAACCCCUGAAGAAGCGAAAACAAGACUCGUAUCCUCAAGAACCUGGUGCGGGUGGAACGGCGGGAGCCACAGGAGGGCCUGGCGUCGGUGGUGGCGGCAGCGCUGGGAACAAACUGGCCCCUCAGGAGGCUAGUGCUGCCAGCAAUGGGGCUAACCGACCAGCCCUCAUGGUCAGUAUAGACUUGCAGCAGGCAGGUAGGGCGGAGGGGCAGCUCGACUCCUGUCCCAUGCCCGCCCUGGAGGCCCAGCGCUGGCCCGAGGAUGGCUCCGACUCAGCCGGGGUCCUUCGGCUCAAGUCCAAAACAGAUGGAGAGAUGCAGAGGACUGUGGACGGUCGACCCGAGGUCAUUAAGCAGCGAGCCGACACGCCACAGAAGAUGGCUUCGGAUGUCCGGCCCGACAUGCCAAAACACAAACACGAUGCUCGACGGGACUCAUCGGGCAAGCCGCAGGGCUCGGACAAGCGGUCAGACCCGUCGAAGCACAGGCACGACGGCAAACCGGAAAAGGUGCGGCCCGAAGGCCGGGGCCCUGAGCCGGCACGAAAACCCGACGGGCGUUCCGAGCUCUCGCGGGAUGGACUUAGAGAGGAGAAACACAAAGACCGGGAACGGGACAGAGAACGAGAUGCCAACGGCUCCAAAAUGCGUAGGCCAGACACGCCGAAGUCCUCCGGCAGGCCAGAACACGACAAAGACCGCGAACGUCAUGGUCGUGACAAGGAGCGGGAGCGGAAACACCGGCCCGAAUCCAGAGAGCACCGUGACAAGCGAUCUCCUGAGCAGCGCCCACGGCCCGAAAGUCCACGGGUAAAACAGGAGAGCCGAGGAGGGCCGGACUCUGGCCGUCCGCGCCCUGACCGCCCCGACCUCAAACCUCCCGUCGGCAAAGACGAGAGGCGGAGCUCUGAAGGCAACAGGAACCGCCACGACGGCCCUAAAGUGCCCGGCUCCGACAGCAGGGCUGGGGAGUUCCCCGACUACCUGCUGGGUGGCAAGUCCGGCGCGCUGAAGAACUUUGUCAUUCCCAAGCUGAAGCGCGACAAGGACGGGAAUGUGGCGGCACCGGUGGGAGCGGACGCCCGCAGGACCGUGGACACGUGGGGCCAGCCGCGGGUGAAGCUGGAGAGACUGGGCUUGGUGGAGGACAUUGGCAAAAGGGCCAAACCUGUGGUGGUGCUGCAGAAGCUCACUUAUGACGAGGUACAGAAGAUCAUCAAGGACAGGGGCGCUCGCACCUCCAAAUCCAGCAAAAACAGGCCGUCCUACGGGAAGUCUUCAAAAGGGGGCAUUGAUGAGUCGGCGUUGAAGGAGCUUCCUCCUCAUCUGCUUGCAGAAAUCGAGUCUACCAUGCCUCUGUGUGAGAGGGUCAAGAUGAACAAACGCAAACGCAGCACGGCCAACGAGAGACCCAAGUACGCCGAGGUCAGCUCGGAAGACGACAGCGACUCCGUGGAGUCUGCCCCAAAGCGGUCGAAGAAGGACCGGGACCGGGCAUGGGAGUACGAGGAGAAGGAGCGGAGGGGUUCGGGCGAGCGCAGGCGGAGCGGCGGACACCACGAGGGCCGCAGAGGCUCCGGCAGCCGGUACCGGGAGCACAGUCCGGACGACUCCGGGGAAGAGUCUCCCCCUCCCAGCAUGAGUGAGAUUGCCCGUAAGUUGAAGAUGAAAGAGAAGCAGAAAAAGAGGAAAGUUUAUGAGCCGAAGCUAACUCCGGAAGAAAUGAUGGACUCGUCCACAUUUAAGAGGUUCUCCGCAAGUGUGGACAAUAUCUUAGAAAACUUGGAGGAUGUGGACUUCACGUCAUUAGCCGCGGACGACGACGAGAUUCCUCAGGAGCUGCUUCUCGGGAAGCACCAGCUGACUGAGCUAGGCAGUGAAUCGGCCAAAAUCAAAGCCAUGGGCAUCACGUUCAGGAUUCCGUCCGACAAGCUGGUGAAAGUGCUGAAUAUUUUGGAGAAAAAUAUUCAGGAUGGAUCCAAACUGUCUACCCUCAUGAACCAUGACAACGAUGCAGAGGACGAGGAACGCUUGUGGCGUGACCUCAUCAUGGAGCGCGUGACCAAAUCGGCUGACGCCUGUCUGACCGCGCUGCACAUAAUGACAUCGCCGCGUAUGCCCAAGGCGGUCUACAUCGAGGACGUGAUCGAGAGGGUGCUGCAGUACACCAAGUUCCACCUGCUGAACACACUCUACCCUCAGUACGACCCCGUCUACAGGGUGGACCCUCACGGAGGUGGGAUGCUGAGCUCCAAGGCUAAGCGGGCCAAGUGUUCCACACACAAGCAGAGGGUCAUCGUCAUGCUCUACAAUAAAGUGUGUGACAUUGUAAGCAACAUCUCGGAGCUGCUGGAGAUCCAGCUGCUGACGGACACUACAAUCCUGCAGGUCUCUUCCAUGGGAAUCACUCCAUUUUUUGUGGAGAAUGUCAGUGAGCUGCAGCUCUGCGCCAUAAAGCUGGUUACUGCAGUCUUCUCCCGGUACGAGAAGCACAGGCAGCUCAUUCUGGAGGAGAUCUUCACCUCCCUCGCCAGACUGCCCACCAGCAAGAGGAGCUUGAGGAACUUCAGGUUGAACAGCAGCGACGUGGACGGAGAGCCCAUGUAUAUCCAGAUGGUCACGGCACUGGUGCUGCAGCUCAUCCAGUGUGUGGUGCACCUGCCCACGGACAGGGACAACACAGAAGACGAGUACGAGAAGAAGGUGGACCACGACGUCCUCAUCACGAACUCGUACGAAACCGCAAUGAGAACAGCGCAGAACUUCCUCUCCGUGUUCCUCAAAAAGUGCGGCAGCAAGCAGGGCGAGGAGGACUACCGGCCUCUGUUCGAGAACUUUGUGCAGGACCUGCUCUCCACAGUCAACAAGCCAGAGUGGCCCGCCGCAGAACUGCUCCUCAGCCUCCUGGGCCGCUUGCUGGUGCACCAGUUCAGCAACAAGCAGACGGAGAUGGCACUGAGAGUCGCCUCCUUAGACUACCUGGGCACGGUGGCCGCCCGACUUCGGAAGGACGCCGUCACCAGCAAGAUGGACCAGCGCUCCAUCGACCGCAUCCUCCGGGAGGCGUCUGGGAACGACGAAACCCAGCAGCUGCAGAAGGCCCUGUUGGACUACCUGGAUGAGAACGUGGAGACGGACCCCUCUCUCCUGUUUGCGAGGAAGUUCUACAUCGCCCAGUGGUUCAGGGAUACGACCACGGAGACGGAGAAGGCCAUGAAGUCGCAGAACCAGAAGGACGACGACUCGUCUGAGGGCCCGCACCACGCCAAGGACGUGGAGGCCACGGGCGAGAUCAUGCAGCGGGCGGAGAUGCGCAAGCGUUUCCUGCGCUCCGUCGUCAAGGCGACUCCCUCGCAGUUCAGCACGCUGAAAAUGAACUCCGACACCGUGGACUAUGAAGACGCCUGCUUGAUUGUGCGAUAUUUGGCCUCUAUGAGGCCGUUUGCACAGAGCUUUGAUAUUUAUUUAACGCAGAUCCUGAGGGUGCUGGGAGAAAGCGCUAUCGCUGUGAGAACAAAGGCGAUGAAGUGUCUGUCGGAGGUGGUGGCUGUGGACCCCAGCAUCCUGGCCCGCUCGGACAUGCAGCGUGGUGUCCAUGGGCGACUGAUGGACAACUCCACCAGUGUGCGAGAGGCUGCGGUGGAGCUCCUGGGCCGGUUCGUCCUGAGUCGACCUCAGCUGACCGAGCAGUACUACGACAUGCUCAUCGAGAGGAUACUGGACACGGGCAUCAGCGUGAGGAAGAGGGUGAUAAAGAUUUUGCGGGAUAUCUGUCUGGAGCAGCCCACGUUCAACAAAAUCACAGAGAUGUGUGUGAAGAUGAUAAGAAGAGUUAAUGAUGAGGAAGGCAUUAAGAAACUGGUGAAUGAAACAUUCCAGAAGCUCUGGUUCACCCCGACCCCCAGUCACGACAAAGAAGCCAUGACCCGGAAAAUCCUGAACAUCACUGACGUGGUGUCUGCGUGCAGAGAUUCCGGCUAUGACUGGUUUGAACAGCUGCUUCAGAAUCUACUGAAGACCGAGGAAGACUCCUCCUACAAGCCAGCAAGGAAGGCUUGUGCUCAGCUCGUUGACAAUCUAGUGGAGCACAUCCUGAAAUAUGAAGAGUCCCUCGCCGACUGUGAGAAUAAGGGGGUGAACUCGAAUCGCUUGGUGGCCUGCAUCACCACCCUCUACCUGUUCAGCAAGAUCCGAGCGCAGCUGAUGGUGAAACAUGCCAUGACCAUGCAGCCCUACCUAACCACCAAGUGCAACAAUCAGAACGAUUUCAUGGUCAUCUGUAACGUGGCUAAAAUCCUGGAGCUGGUGGUCCCUCUGAUGGACCACCCCAGCGAGACCUUUCUCACCACCAUCGAGGAAGACCUAAUGAAGCUAAUCAUCAAAUACGGCAUGACGGUCGUGCAGCAUUGUGUGAGCUGUCUCGGUGCGGUUGUCAACAAGGUCACCCACAACUACAAGUUCGUGUGGUCCUGCUUCAACAGAUACUACGGGGCUCUGAACAAGCUGAAGACUCAGCACCAGGAGGACCCCAACAGCACGGUGCUGGUGUCCAACAAGCCGGCGCUGCUGCGCUCCCUCUUCACCGUGGGAGCCCUGUGCAGACACUUUGACUUUGACCGCGAGGAGUUCAAAGGCAAUAACAAGGUGGUCAUAAAGGACAAGGUGUUGGAGCUGCUUCUCUACUUCACCAAGAACGACGACGAGGAGGUGCAGACCAAGGCCAUCAUCGGCUUGGGCUUCCUGUUCAUCCAGCACCCGGGCCUGAUGUUUGUCCCCGAGGUGAAGACCCUGUACAACGGACUCCUCUCCGACAGGAAGAAGUCGGUGAACCUGAAGAUCCAGGUGCUGAAGAACCUGCAGACGUACCUGCAGGAAGAGGACUCGCGCAUGCAGGAGGCCGACCGAGAGUGGAAGAAGCUCUCCAAGCAGGAGGACCUGAAGGAGAUGGGCGACGUCUCCUCUGGCAUGAGCAGCUCCAUCAUGCAGCUGUACCUGAAGCAGGUGCUGGAAGCCUUCUUCCACACGCAGUCCAGCGUGCGGCACUUUGCCCUCAACGUCAUCGCGCUCACGCUCAACCAGGGUCUCAUCCACCCUGUACAGUGUGUGCCCUACCUGAUCGCCAUGGGGACCGACCCGGAGCCCACGAUGAGGAAUAAAGCAGACCAGCAGCUGGUUGAGAUUGAUAAGAAGUACACGGGAUUCAUUCAUAUGAAGGCCGUGGCGGGGAUGAAGAUGUCCUACCAGGUGCAGCAGGCCAUCAUGGCAUCUCGGGACACCAUCAUCAGGGGCUUCCGGCAGGACGAGUCUCACACUGCCCUCUGCUCGCACCUCUUCACCAUGGUGCGGGGCAACAGGCAGCAUCGGCGAGCCUUCCUCAUCUCCUUGCUCAACCUGUUCGACGACAGCGCGAAAACAGAGGUGAACAUGCUGCUCUUCAUUGCCGACAACCUGGCGUGCUUCCCCUACCAGACGCAGGAGGAGCCACUCUUCAUCAUGCACCAUAUCGACAUCACGCUGUCCGUCUCCGGUAGCAACUUGCUGCAGUCCUUCAAAGAGUCUUUGCUAAAGGAACCCAGGCAGCGGGAAAAGAAGAGGAAGGAGCGAGAGAAGUACAGUUCGGAGGAGGAAGACGAGGAGGAAGAGGAGCCGCCGAGCAGCGGCGAGAGCAGUGACGAUGAGGUCAUCCACAGGCCCAAGAAGGCCAAGCGAGCAGCCGUGAACUCGGACUCGGACUCGGACUUGGAGACUGAGGACGUGGACAAAGUCAUGGACCGCCUCCCGGAUAACCCCAUGCCCCUGCUGGACUUUGCCAAUGCCUCUCAGGGCAUCCUGCUCCUCCUAGUGCUCAAACAACACCUGAAGAACCUCUACGGCUUCUCCGACAGCAAAAUCCAGAAGUACUCCCCCACGGAGUCUGCGAAAGUGUACGACAAGGCGGUGAACAGGAAGACCAAUGUGCAUUUCAGCCCUCGGCAGACGCUCGACUUUCUGACCAACAGCCCGUCCAACACCGAGCUCACCUUCGACAUCAAGCGGCGGAUCGUCAGGCAGUACCUGGACUUCAAGGUACUGAUGGAGCACUUGGACCCCGAUGAGGAGGAUGAGGAAGGUGAGGCGUCGGCGAGCAGCCACGCCAGAAACAAAGCCAUCACCGCUUUGCUGGGAGGCCCCAGCCCGAAGAACAACGCUGCUGACUCGUACGAUGAAGAUAGCGAGGGAGACGAGAAGAUGCCUGGAUCGUCACGGCGAUCCAGGAAAGGCGGAGACUCGGCGGACGCGUCGGGUCACAUGAACGAAACGGUAGAAGCCAUGGACGUCAUCGCCAUCUGCUGCCCCAAGUACAAGGACCGACCGCAGAUAGCGCGCGUCAUCCAGAAGACGAGCAACGGCUACAGCGUGCACUGGAUGGCCGGCUCCUACUCCGGCACCUGGGCCGAGGCCAAGAAACGUGACGGACGCAAACUGGUGCCUUGGGUGGACACUAUCAAGGAGUCGGACAUCAUUUACAAGAAAAUCGCCUUGACGAGCGCGCACAAGCUGACUAACAAAAUGGUGCAGACUUUACGUUCACUGUACGCAGCCAAGGAGGGGACUUCCAGCUAAUCAGACCGCGGUCACUCCCACGGGAACUCUCAGCAGCCAAACUUUAUUGGGAUCCGACAUUUUCUAAACCCAGGCAGUAAGGCAAGAAUACUACAGACUCACAAAGGACCUUGAGAUUCGCUAUGGUAAAGGGUGAGCGUGAGGUGAGAGGGAGGGGUGGGGGUAGGUUUUAAAACUCGAGAGGACCUGCAGGAAGGAAUACUGGACACAUUUUAAAUGAAACAGGACCGACGCGUACAGAAGGAAAUGUUUGGAAAACAUUGCGUGGGAGUUCCUUCGCUGUUGUGCAGCAUCUCGGAUGUGUGGUUUUUACUCCCACUGUAUCAUAGUUUAACAAAAAAAACAAACAAAAACAAAAAUGUUUAUAUCUCUGACAAAAAAAUCUGUUUAAAAAAUAAACUUAAAAGUGAAUGUUGGAAAUUAGUCUGUUGAUGUUCUUAAUAAAGUGUUCUUGGAGUUAAACCUAGCACCGGAUGGAUUUCUUUAGCUUAGCUUAGUGUCCAGGGAAAGAAACUUUUAAAUAUUUCCUCUGCUUUGUUUCACUUUUCUUUUUUUCUUUUUUUUCUUUUUUGUUUUGUUUAUUCAUGCUGUACAAUGGAGUCUCCUGGACAUAAUUUAUUCUGUUAAAAGCAGAGCAUGCAGUAUCUGUGGCCUACCUGCAGGGGGAGUUUUUUGUAAAUGUAGAUUUUGAUGUAUUAGGUCACCCUAGAGAGAAAAAAGGGAUCCCCAGCACUUCUGGCGGAACAAAUACUGCAAUAAAUUUUUUUACUUCUCUUUGUUA
This is a messenger RNA of Electrophorus electricus (electric eel), 9242 nucleotides long. It is a transcript of the gene nipblb, whose product is annotated as NIPBL cohesin loading factor b. Gene Ontology annotation, biological process: brain development; establishment of protein localization to chromatin; chromatin looping. Gene Ontology annotation, molecular function: cohesin loader activity; chromatin binding. NCBI's taxonomy places the organism in Eukaryota, Metazoa, Chordata, Actinopteri, Gymnotiformes, Gymnotidae. The record is from RefSeq and is a predicted model, not a curated record. Gene Ontology annotation, cellular component: Scc2-Scc4 cohesin loading complex.